Molecule: messenger RNA, 710 nt
Organism: Paramecium pentaurelia
Lineage: Eukaryota; Ciliophora; Oligohymenophorea; Peniculida; Parameciidae
Source: the annotation of a GenBank genome assembly
AUGUUUUGUUGUUUAGGAAGGAAAAAACGGGACAAUAAUGAGAUGGAAAAAAAAAAUUCAAAAAAAGAAAUGGUAGAAAGAUUCAUAUUGCAGAAUUGUAAAUCUAAUGAUGAGGUAUUAUGUCAUUUUGAAAACAAGGAUUCUUUUGAUGAAUCUAUUGAUAAAAGCAAUAUGAUUAUAAUUGAUUAUGAUAAUAAUUAAUAUGAAAAGAAACCAUGGUCAGGAAUAUAAUGGCAAAUGAUCAUAUAAACGAAGAAUUUGAAUCAAAUUGAAUUGUAAAUUUGAGUCACUAAUUUGAGAGAUGAAUUAAAAAGAAAUAUAAGAUUUGGGAUUCUAUGUAAUUUAAGACCAGCCACUUGGUUUUGGAUAACAGACAUAAAAAAUACACAAAUGAAAAAACAUACAUCAAACAUUUAUUAAAAAUUGAAGUCUUGCGAGUCUCAAUAUGAUCCAUAAAUAUUUAAGUGUAUUAAACAAUUAGAUAAAAAAGUAUUAUAUUUGAUUUAAAUUGAAGUACAAUGAUUUAGUUUUUGAUAUAUUAAGAGCAUAUGCUAAUUAUGAUGUUGAGAUUGGAUUUAUAAAAGGAAUUGAUCAAAUUAUUGAAUAUUUAGUAUAAUAAUUGGAUCCAGAAUAAUAUAUCAAUCUUGAUUACUCUUUUAAUUAAUUUAAUAGAAUGUGUGAUUUUUAUGAAUAGAUGGUAUUUUGGAUGA